AUGUCAACCAUCUUCCUAGGUGGUGACUCUUCAAAACCAAAGACAGCAAGUGCGGGCUAUGCUGCGCAAGUCGAUAUUAUGAACGAUAUCUGGGGUUUCUGUCCAACUUCGGCUCCAGUCCAAAAGUGCGGGUUGCCGGGGAGCUGUGUCGACAGCCAUGCCUGCUCCAAGGGAUGUGGUUUUACCGAUGACUCCUCGUUACCAACCAUUACUUGUUCCACAACCAAGCCAGCUGUCUCUACGACUUUCUCACCAAAACCAUCUUCCGCUUCCGAGCCCACAGCAUCUGCAUCCUCAACCUCAGGCUCCAACGGCGACAUCAACAGCAACAACGACAUCGACAUCAACAGCGGCAACACUAACAACACCAAUAACACCAACAGCAGCAACAGCAGCACAUUCAACAUCAACAACCCCAACACCAUCGGUGCCAUUAUCGGCGGAGUAGUAGGCUGUUUGGCGCUCAUAUGCAUCGCUAUCGUCCUAGUCAUCUGGCUGAGACGGAGAUAUCGCAAAGAAAAGAAGGAGUCCGAAUCAAAGUCAGGGCCAACAUCCAAGUCUUCAUCCUCCUCAUCCUCCUCAUCCUCCUCAUCCUCCUCCUCCUCCUCGUCCAACUCAUCAUUCCCCUUCUCGCCAAACCCCUCAAUCAAGGAAAUGAUAGAUCAAACAGGCGGUGAUUACACGAUACCUCUACCCAAGGACGGAGCAAAGGAAGUGGAGGCGUUACCUCCCAAGUACCCGAUCCCGGUAUAUGCGAAUGUGACGAGCAGAGAGGUGAAGUAUCCGCCAGUGUACCAAGUAGCAAAUACGGAGUACAGGGGUGGGUAUCAGAUGCCGUCUAGUGGGCCGAGGGAGCUACCGGGUGGGAGGUCGCCGAAGGAGUUGAAUAGCAGUAAUCGUUGGGUGCAGAAUAUGCCGCCGGUGGAGUUGCCGGCUGGAUCGGUAUACUGGAAGAGGUCACAUAGGGAGGGUGUGCCGUUCUGA
This is a messenger RNA of Sordaria macrospora k-hell, 984 nucleotides long. RefSeq lists its product as uncharacterized. The record is from RefSeq and is a predicted model, not a curated record. Lineage: Eukaryota; Fungi; Ascomycota; Sordariomycetes; Sordariales; Sordariaceae.